UGUCCCUAUGGAGUUGUUGCUGAGGAGGUUUCAGAGUUUCGAAGAGAUCGAGAGAACACGGGCGGUGAUAUGGCUUUAAGAAUGACUGCCUAUUAUCUCAGGAAUAACCCUCUUCAGCCGCAGCUAAAUGUUACAGCUCUUUUUAUUUUGUGCAUCGCAACCGGUGUGUGCGGCAGCCAGGUGGCAGUCCCUCCAAAGGUGAGCGCAGUGCUGGGGAGGAACGUGACCCUAAGCUGCCGGAUUCAGGUGGAUUCAAGCUUGAGCCUGACACAGAGCUCGUGGGAGAGACGCUUGCCAUCCGGCUGGGUCACGCUGGCUGUCUACAACCCCAUGUUUGGUAUCUCCAUCGCACCUGAGUAUGAGCGGCGUCUUUCCUUCCUCUCGCCCUCCGCCAGCAAUGCCACCAUCAUGCUGGGGGAUGUGGGCUUCACAGAUGCCGGCACUUACACCUGCAAGGUGGCUACAUUCCCCCUGGGCAACACACAGGCUUCCACCACCGUCAGUGUGCUGGUGGAGCCCAAGGUCUUUGUUUCUGCUGGUUCUGCUGCUCUCAUGGAUGGGGGGAACAUCACCACAGUUGCCAUCUGCAUUGCCGAGCGGGCACGCCCGCCAGCCGAGGUAUUCUGGGAGACGGACCUGUAUGGGUCGUCAGAGGCCCACAUGAUGGACGAGGCCAACGGCACCACCACCACACAGGUGCACUACACCUGGCAGCCCAGCCGACAUGCCCAGGGACGCAUGCUCACCUGCGUGGUGAAGCACCCUACACUCCAGAGGGACUUCAGGAUUCCUUAUGUCAUCAAUGUGCAGUUUGCCCCAGACAUUCUGGUGCUGGGCUCUGAUGGGGACUGGUAUGUAGGGCGUGAGAAUGUCCAGCUGAGGUGCAGAGCCAAGUCUAACCCUCCAGCCCGCCACUUCAGAUGGAUCAGGCUGGACAGAGACAUGCCAGAGGGAGUGGAGGUGUUGAAUAACUCCCUGGUGUUCCUGAGGCCACUCCAGCGGAAUGACUCUGGAGUCUACAGGUGUGAGGUGGGCAAUGACGUCGGCCUGCGCAGUCGUGAUAUGACCAUCCGCGUCCAAGAUCCUCCUUCCACCACCACUAUGCCUCCCACAACCCCUGUGCUCCUUUUAAAUGCCGGCAUAUCUGUCACUGCACCUGGUAAUAAGCAGCGGGCUCUCUUCACCUCUCCAACCCUGGCACCGCUGUAUGAGAGCAACCUAGGCACCAUCGUGGGUGGGGCAGUGGGCGGAGCUCUCUUCCUGUUGUUGCUGCUGGUACUUGGCGGGGUUUACUAUCAGCGGCAGCGGCGGACCUUCCGUGGGGACUAUUACACCAAGCAGUACCUGGGCCCGUCGGACAUGCAGAAAACUCCACAGCCCCAUGAGCUGCAGCAGGUCUACAGCAAUGAUGACACCUCCAGCCCUGACACCAAGCUUAAAUCCAGCCAUGAUGGCAAUGGCACCAUCUACCCUGACAAAGAUCGGGAAGAGUGGGGUGACUUUGAUCGGGAGCGAUCCCCUAAUGGUCGUAGUAGAGUACUGCGAGAAGGGAACAUCCAUCAUAGCCACCAUAACCAUCACAAUCACCACCAGAGAUACCACCCUAACCCUCAUCCUAUCCACCCACAGAGCUUCCACCCAGCACAGCCCAACCACAGGAGCUCAGCCCAGCCAGAGCCCUGCAGGUACUCUUCUCCUCAAGUGGUAGGCAAUGGCUCCCCCUACCUGCCGGAGGACUGCUAUGACAAUGACUAUGUCUCUCACACAGACGGCUCCGUGAUCUCUCGCAGGGAGUGGUAUGUCUAAACGGACUGAGAAAGCAGGAAAAGACUGCUUACACUAGUAGAAGGAAAAACUGCAAAAGAACACAAGGGUAGAAGUAGACUAGGUCACUAAAGAAAAAUACUUAGAAAAAUACUGUUGCACCUUUUUCCCUGUAGUUGGCACCCUCUGUUAUUUGAGUUAUCAUUUGGCAUUGUCUGUUGUUUUGUUGGUUGAUGUAUAGGAUUUUUGGGGACCAAGUGUAUAACAAUUUACUUUUUCAAUCUGUUAUGAAGAAUACAGUCUAUAUAAAAAGGGGUGUUCUAUGUUUAGUAGUCAGAACAUUUGACUUAUAUCAAUAAGGAUUUAAGUUAAAAUUUCUGUGUAGCUAAAUAUCCUCCUUCAUUUACAGUGAAGCAAAUAUCAAUCUGUAAUUCUCGGUUUGCAAAAGAGAAAAAAUAGUAUUUGGACAGAUGAUUGUUUCAAAUGGCACCAGUGUGAUGGACGAGUUUCCAUCAGCUGCAUGAACUUUUCAGCAAUCUCAUCAUUCUAAUGGAAACAAAAAUUAGCUCCUGUCAACAGCCUGCCGGUUUCCACGGCAACAUUUGAUUCUCUUCCCCAGGCAUUCAGCGUAGCAAGCUGGAGGGGCGGGGCUAGACAGGGAGGAAGGGCUGGAGUGCUGAGUGCACUGAAGCACAAGAGAUACAGAAACGGAGAAUAACUGCAGCACAGGGGCAGGUUUAUCCAGGUUUAUGCAUAUGUGUUCCAUCUCUUGAGUGUUUUGAUGUAUAUGAAUGGCAAAAAUGAUCACCAUUGCUGUCAGUGUCAUUCUGCCCAGUGUUAAUGCUUAGAUUGUUCAUAAUCAACUAACAGCUGUUGACGUAACUGUUCAGUAUACCUUAGUUCUUGUGAAAUCAGGUUUUGUGCCUUUGUGGGCAUUUGUGUUUCUUUUUGUAUGUGUGCGUGCAUGCGUGCGUGAGUGUGCGUGUGUAUAAGUAAAUACAGUCAGUUGGUGUUAACCUCCACAGUAUAUUUGAUGGAUCAGCUGUUUGUUCAGCAGUGCAAUAGUGUUCUAAAUCUGCCUUCAGGCCUGAAUUCAGAUUUCACACAUUUUCACAUGCAAAUGCAGUGGGUGAUUACAGGCUAGUAAAAUCACAUUUUAUUUUGUGUUUGCUUUAUUUGUGCUUGGCUGACGGUGUCAAAUGAAGAGUAAUAAUUAUUAGUUAGUUGUACUAUGACUGUAUCUAGGUCAGGGAAAUUAUAGCAGUGCCUUAUUUUGAAGGUGCAGUUUUUUAUAUUGGCUUUGUUGAUGAUGUUUCAUCCGUUUAACAUACGAGUAUCAUUUUUGGAAGAAAUGAGUGAGUAAUUGGGUAGUGAAUAAAAAGGCCAGUUCAGGUGCAUUGGGAAGCAUCCUGUACUGUUCUCCUGUUCUUCCAAAGGCAACCCCUUUGCCACUUUAGAGGGCCUUGGUCUUUUUAGUGCCAUUUCUUGUAUGAUUUUUUUUUUUUAAUGAAUAGUCAGACAAUAGCAUAUUUUGCUCACAUAAGAUGACAUUUGUGACACUUGAGUUGCAAUGCACAAGAAAAAAACAUUUUGGUAGAUAGGUAAAAAUAUCUAUGAAGUGUGUGUGUGUGUGUGUGUGUGUGUGUGUGUGUGUGUGUGUGUAAAUGCCAUUGGCUUGGGUUGCACAAGUGAACAGAAGAAUAAGAGUAAGAGCUGAAGAAUUAGGUGUGUGUGUGUGUGUGUGUGUGUGUGUGUGUGUGUGUGUGUGUUGCUGUUUGGAAAGCCGUUUUUGUCCAUUUUGUUUUUUCCUGUAUAAAAACUAAAGACUGCCAAUGAAGCAUACUGGAGCACACCUAGCGCUUCACUGUGUAAUAAGGUGUCCAGACCUGUUCAGCUUUCUCACAUUCUACUUCACUUUCCUCCUUUUUGUUUCUUUUUCUUUCUUUUUCUUUUUCUUUUUUUUUUUUUUUUUUUGUACGGAGGAGCUACUGUAAAAAAUAUAAUUAAAUAAAUGUACAUGUGAAAGUGCAAGAAAAGGUACUGAAAGGAGAUGUAAGAAACUGAACAUUUAUUUUGUAAAAUCAACUUUUGGAAUAGGAUUUGUUUUCAAAUAAAGCACCUUUUUUUCUGUGA
Electrophorus electricus (electric eel) is the source of this 3897-nucleotide messenger RNA. RefSeq names its product nectin cell adhesion molecule 3b (gene nectin3b). Lineage: Eukaryota; Metazoa; Chordata; Actinopteri; Gymnotiformes; Gymnotidae. The record is from RefSeq and is a predicted model, not a curated record. Gene Ontology annotation, biological process: homophilic cell-cell adhesion; symbiont entry into host cell; heterophilic cell-cell adhesion. Gene Ontology annotation, cellular component: apical junction complex; adherens junction.